AUGUCAGACACCGAGGGAGCCAAGGGCAAGGGCUGGACUGACCGUCAACGUCUCGCAUACUACUUCAAUCUCGUCGAGUUCUCCAACGUCAAGCUUGACUUCGCCAACGCGCCCCGUCCUGAUGGCAAGUCCGUCGGCGCCUGUCGCAUCAUGGUCGACCGCCUCAAGGGCACCCUCAAGACCGACCUCGCUGCUCUUCGUGGUGUCGACGAGGGCGAUGUGGUUGGUCCCAAGAAAACCCCGACACCGCGUAAGCGUAAGGCCAAGGGUGAUGCUGGUACCGAGGGAGAAGCUACACCUACGAAGCGCGGACGUAAGAAGAAGGUUGCUGAGGAGGUUGUGGUUGAGGAGGACGAGGACGAGCUGACUCCAGUCAAGCCCGAGCCCAAGGAGGAGGAUCUUCUGGCCGAGGAUUGA
Molecule: messenger RNA, 417 nt
Organism: Alternaria ethzedia
Lineage: Eukaryota; Fungi; Ascomycota; Dothideomycetes; Pleosporales; Pleosporaceae
Exons: 3
Coding region: 1-417 (138 amino acids)
Source: RefSeq, a predicted model, not a curated record